This is a messenger RNA of Octopus sinensis (East Asian common octopus), 2273 nucleotides long. Its product is annotated as glucocorticoid modulatory element-binding protein 1-like. Bases 755 to 2008 code for a protein of 417 amino acids. Gene Ontology annotation, molecular function: DNA-binding transcription activator activity, RNA polymerase II-specific; RNA polymerase II cis-regulatory region sequence-specific DNA binding. NCBI's taxonomy places the organism in Eukaryota, Metazoa, Mollusca, Cephalopoda, Octopoda, Octopodidae. The record is from RefSeq and is a predicted model, not a curated record. The transcript is spliced from 7 exons. Gene Ontology annotation, biological process: positive regulation of transcription by RNA polymerase II.
GUCAAUGACGUCAGUGUCCGUUUCCGUUCAAAGCAACGUCCAUAUUUGUUUCUCGACGUUAAAAUGGGGCACGUUACCGUCUUCAGGCGCAAACCACAAUUCUUACCAUGCUUUCAUCAAACUUUUCCUCUCCUUUAGAACACUCUUUCCCUUUUUUUUUCUCGCCAUAUUUUCUUUUCUCCCGAUUUCUUUCAAAAACGUCGACCUUAAAGAAAAAAAUCAACAACAAAAACUCCACAAACAAACAAAAAAAGACACCAUUCUCCCUCAAAUCUCUUAGAAUUUCACGACAUUAUUUUAUAAUCACACACAAAAUAUACCUACACCACUUAACAAAGUAAUAAAUAUAUGAUAUAAUCGCUUAAAUUCCCGCAAAAUCGAUCGAUCGAACUUUGCUAAGUUCUUUCAUGACAACGUAACUUUUCCUCUCUCUCCCAACUGUUGUACGAUAAUAGUUUCCCCUCUCCUCUGUGUGGGUGGGCACAUUUAUAUAUACAUAUAUCUAUAUAUAUAUAUAUAUGGUCAUUGCAGCAUUCCUCUCUCUCUCUCUCUGGUCAGUGUUGUUAUUGAAGUUAUGGAGGCAAGACAAUAGAAUCAAUGAUGUACCCACAUAUAUAUAUUCCUUCCUCCUCUCUGUAUUAUAUGUUACCACCCUAUUUGGUUUCAUCCGUUAUUUCCGUCUUCCCCACGAAUCCUCACUAAUCUCCGUCCCUGCUGCUCACCUGGUCUCUACCUGUCAUACUUUUAAUCAAAGAUGACUGAAGAUAGUGCAGGGGUGAUAACAGUCACCUGUGGAAAUUUGGUUGGCAAACUACAUAUGGAGAAAUUUAUUUGUCCUGGCAUUCACCGAGAAUGUAUUGAGUAUGAAGGUCGUUUUAUCUCUCCGAAACUGUUUUCUGUCAUGGGCGAGAAAGAAAAGCUGAAAGACUGGAAGAAUGCUGUUCGAAUGAAUGGCAUCCAACUCAGGAAGUACAUUGAAUCAGGACAGUUGGAUUUUACUAAUCACCAAGAGAUGUGUACAGGUCGCUGUGUACCGCACGCACCUUUGAAGACAAUGGUAUUUGAUGAUGGCACUUUGGCCCCAAUCUCAACUCUGCUGGCAGAGACUGGGAUUAGCAUUAAAGAAAACAAUUAUCUCUAUGUUUCUGAACAGACUUCUGGCAAAAUUGCUGAAGCAGUAGGAAGUCAGUAUACGUAUGUUAAUCAAUCUCAAAACCAAGAUGACCCCGAUGUCAAACCAAGUGUACAGGUUCUGCAUAGAGCUGUGACAGCUGAAAACACUGAAGAACAACAACAACAACAGCAGCAACAACAACAACAACCACCUGAUGUUUUACAGACAUUUCCUCGUUCUAGUACUACUGUUGUGAUGGUGUAUGUUGGAGCACAGCCCAGUGGCUCUGAAAGUCAACUGUUUUGGAAAGGAAUAAUUGAGCUCGGACUUGCUGAUGAAAUAUUUCGGGAAAUCAAGACCACCUUGGACAAUCUAAAACAUAAUCUCAUUCGAAACCAAUGUCCACUUGAAGAGGUACGGAAGGUUUCAAGAGUUGCCAGUGAACUGGGUUUGACAUCAAAACUGAAACACUGGUUGGCAGCUCAUAAAACUGACAUGGAACGACAGAAAGAGAAACUUGAUAAAGAAAUGGAAGAACUUCGACGUCGAGUUGCAGAAGCGGAACACAAGAAGGAAUUACUAAAGAGGAAGUCUCAGUGCUUUGACCAUUUAUUGGAGAUUAGUAAAUCCAAACGGCAAGGCCUUCUAGCAUACAAUAAUAGCUUGCAUAUGCAUUCUGCAUCUCCUAGUCCGGACAGCAGCCAGCUGACAGACCAUGACAACAUGAACUCUGUCCAUGUAAAAACUCUCUGCGCAUCUUCAUCGUCUUCAUCUGCAAAUUCAUCAGGACAUUUUACAAUGCAUCCUGCAAUUUUAGACGGAACCUCUAACAAUCAAUCUAUGAGUAGGACUCGGAGCCCCGUUAGUGUGGAAGAGGCUCGAUCAACUUCUUAAGUUUUAUUGAGAAAAAAAAAAAAAACUUAUCUUCACAAUGGCUUAUUUUAUAUGCAAAGCAUUCCCUGGUUGUAUUCUUAUGUAAAUAUGUAUUUUUUAAGCUUCUUCAAAGUUAAUGAUUAUUAUUAUUAUUAUUACAGCACAGAAAAAGACAAAAAUAAUUGAUUGGCACAUGGAAGAUGGGGGUUUAUUUUGUGUAAAAAACUUUAAAAAAAAAAAGGCAGCAAUUUGAAAAAUGACCCAAAAUAAAACAAUCAAAGUGAAA